UGUUGCUAAAGAUUACGUGCGGCUCAUGAAAUAUGGUGAUUCUCUAUACCGCUGCAAGCAACUGAAGCGUGCUGCCCUGGGGCGAAUGUGCACUAUUAUCAAGAGACAGAAACAGAGUUUGGAAUAUUUGGAACAAGUACGCCAGCAUUUAUCCCGCUUGCCAACGAUUGAUCCAAAUACAAGGACUCUGCUUUUGUGUGGGUACCCAAAUGUUGGGAAGUCCAGCUUCAUCAAUAAGGUUACGAGAGCAGAUGUGGAUGUUCAGCCUUAUGCAUUUACCACCAAGUCUCUGUUUGUUGGGCACAUGGAUUAUAAGUAUCUUCGUUGGCAGGUAAGAGUCUUAUCUUUAAACCUAGAACAAGUUUCUUUUCUCGGUUUCUGUUUCAUGAAAUUUGAUGAGAGUUUCUAUUUGAUGAAAUUUGAUGAUUUCUAA
Molecule: messenger RNA, 433 nt
Organism: Dipodomys ordii (Ord's kangaroo rat)
Lineage: Eukaryota; Metazoa; Chordata; Mammalia; Rodentia; Heteromyidae
Product: nucleolar GTP-binding protein 1-like
Exons: 3
Biological process (GO): ribosomal large subunit biogenesis
Cellular component (GO): nucleolus
Molecular function (GO): GTPase activity; GTP binding; RNA binding
Source: RefSeq, a predicted model, not a curated record